This is a messenger RNA of Spinacia oleracea (spinach), 3457 nucleotides long. RefSeq names its product transcription factor bHLH57. The record is from RefSeq and is a predicted model, not a curated record. Lineage: Eukaryota; Viridiplantae; Streptophyta; Magnoliopsida; Caryophyllales; Amaranthaceae. The transcript has 4 exons. Gene Ontology annotation, cellular component: nucleus. Gene Ontology annotation, biological process: guard cell differentiation; stomatal complex development; positive regulation of DNA-templated transcription. Gene Ontology annotation, molecular function: DNA-binding transcription factor activity; protein dimerization activity. Bases 1893 to 3170 code for a protein of 425 amino acids.
AACAACUAACAGCUAAUUGUUGUAGGCAUUUUGUAUAGAUGGAUAUAUGAUUUUGUAUCCGUAUAUGAUACAAUCAUCCUCGAAUACAAACAUGGGCGAAACAAAAUCUACAAUAAAAUGGAUUUGAUCCGUCUAAAUAGAGAAAAUGAUGUGUAGGGAGUACGCAUCAAUUGGUAGCUAAAAUGGAAUGUAGCAAGAAAAUAGCAAAAAUAAAAGUUCCUGGGCGAGGGAGGAUACCCUUAACAAAUUCGUUAAGCAUCAAAACUGAAAGCAAAACCAACAGAAAAUAACAUCACCAUAUUAUGUCCAUAUAUAGGACGAAUGAUACACUAUUAAUCCACAGAAAAUAAGUAAAGAUGCCCGUUUCCUUACAGCUCGAUCAGAUCCAAGCUAGAGCACGAAUGCACGAUUGCCAAUACAUAGUGUGAUUAUCGUGUUCUUUAUUUGUAGUUUACGAGCUACUUCCUCCGUAUUUUAAUAUGAGUUGAAUGAAACACAAGUAAUGUCUCUCGAUUAUGGGCAUAUUGAGGGAGGGUUCCCCUUAUAAUUUCUCCCAUUUGUAAAGUAUCUAGCCUGCUAAUAUGUGGGAGUAUUCUCCCACAUGGAAGAAAAUAUACUCAUGUGCUUCAUACAUUGAAUAUGUGGUGACUUGAGUUAUUGGGUCAAUAGGGGCUUUGGGUUUGGUGUGAUAGUAUUGAGAUGGUAAUAUGACUAUAUAUUAUUAAUCAAGACUUAGCACGUGGCACGUGCACGGCUCAUUUAAGGAUGUAAUUAACGUUAAUCUUUAAUUAAAAUAUUAAUUAUUUAUUUGUUUUAAUAGGAUAAUAUCAUAGGUGGUUAUUUUGGUAACUGCCUAUUAUUUUCCAUAUUUCUCACGAUGUCAGUUUUCUUCCAAAAGACAUGUUCAUGGGAAUUGUAGAGUUUGUUGUAUUUCAUUCGUGAUUAUUGAAUCCUAUGGUAGAUUAGCUUUGAAUCCCAUCAGCAAUAUAGUGAGGGCUAAUAUUAUCCUAAGGACAUAGAUUAUUUCGUCCUAAUCUAGUUUUUGUAUUUACGUUUUUCAUAAUUCAAAGUAUAGGUUAUAAUAGGUUGACUCGUACGAAGUUCCGACCCAUUAGGACACUUCAUCUUACCUUCAACAAAAAAAAAAAGAGUUGAAAUACGGAGGGACUGAGGGAGUAGUUUAAUAAACCAUUAAACCCUCGUUCUUUCCUUGACAAACAAGAUUAAUGGACAUGAACUGUAUUAGAAUUGAGUUAUUGACCGUUUAACAAACUGGUUAUGAAAGAAGCCCUAGAGACUAGAGGCCUAGAGUUCGUCCCCACAACUCAAGAGGCUAGUGUCUGUCCCCACUUCCAUGGUGAUGGACUGAUGGUGGUGGACAAAUCUGCCACGCCAAUAAUGCUUAAGACCAAAAGGUGGGACCCACUUUUGCAGAUCAGACAACUCUACCUUUCUCUCUCUAUCCCCUUCUCUCAGUCCUCAGACUCCUCACCAACUGUUCAGACUCCCUAAAUAUAUCUUCACCACUUCCUCCUCCCCUUCUUCUUCUUCUUCAUCUUCCUCAUCUUUUUCUUGUGUGUUUUAUUUUCUUACACAGUUACACUGUUUUUGUGUGUUUUCCUAUGCAAAUUUUAUAAAUUAAAAUACUCAUUUUACUUCUAUAUUGGGAAGGUACCAUUUAUAACAAUUGCAUUAUUUUAGUAAGAAUGUUGGUUUUCUAGAUAAAAGCAUCCCUCCCGAAUCCUUUUUUUUGGUUUUCAAGGCAAUUUUCUAGAGAGAGAAACAAGUGUAGAGAGAGAACAGGAGGAGGAGAAGUAAUAAUCAUCAAAAGAUUGGUUAUUUAUUGCAAAAUUGUACUUUAUAGUUUCACCAACCUCACAACUUUGGUUAUAAUGGAGAAGCUCCAAGGUCCCAUUAAUCCCUGUCAGCAGUUGAUUACAGAAGAUUUUGAAGUUGGUAAUUGGUUAGAAGAGUUUAUAAGCAGCACAACAACAGGAAGCUUGAAAUUUGAAGAUCCAUAUAAUUAUUAUUCUGAAGAAACAUCAACUUAUAAUGGUGGUGAAUGUAAUCUUCCAAGUUUAGAGGAUAAAAUGCCCUUUUUACAAAUGCUUCAAACAGUCGAACAACAUCAUCAACAUCAACAACAACAACAACAACAGCAACAUCAACACUCAGUAAUAAUGCAGCAAUUCGAACCUGCAAACUUUCAGUUUCUCCUUCGACUUCAACAUCAACUAGUAGUCGAGAGUUGUGUAACGACUAAUCAAGAUAUUAAUGUUGGUAACAAUAAUCAUAAUGAUGGGGUUAUUACAGACUUAUUGCACUCCCCAGGUGUGAAAUCUGAGACUACUGAAGUUCAUCCAAAUGAACGAGUUAAAGAAGAAGACGAGAAAUGUGACAUUGGUAGAUCUAAUAAGAGAACACAUGUGUUAAAAACAACGGGUGUUACGAAAGAGAAAAGGAAGCGGAAAAGAUCAACGAGACCGGCUAAGAACAAAGAAGAAGUUGAGACUCAAAGAAUGACACACAUUGCUGUUGAGCGCAACCGCCGUCGACAGAUGAAUCAACAUCUUAAUGCCCUUCGUUCUCUCAUGCCUCCUUCCUAUGUUCAAAGGGGUGACCAGGCAUCAAUUAUAGGAGGAGCCAUAGAUUUUGUUAAGGAAUUGGAGCAGAUGCUUCAAUCUCUCCAAGCACAAAAAAGAAUGAAGCAAAUUGAAGAAAACGGUGACGUUUCAAUCAGCUCUACUACCUCCACAUCCUCCUCUUCUAAUGUGAAUCUAAGCAAUAUAUUCAUGGCAUCAUCUUCAUCAUCCUCAUUCCAUCAGUUAAGGAGUCCUCUUCAUUCCCAGGAAGAAGGGAAAGGGAAUGGGAAAGGGAAUGAAGAAUACAGUGCAGAAAAGAAGUCAGCUUUAGCUGAUAUUGAAGUUGUUGUAAUUCAAAAUCAUGUCAACUUGAAAAUACAAUGUCAAAGAAAACCUGGUCAACUCAUUCAAGCCAUUGUUGCCUUUGAAGAAUUGAGGCUCACUGUUCUUCAUCUCAACAUCACUUCCUUGCAUAGCCUUGUUCACUACUCUUUUAAUCUUAAGAUAGAAGAAGAUUGUAAACUAGGAUCAGCAGAUGAGGUAGCCAGGGCAGUGCAUCAAAUAUUCAGCUUGAUCAACCUCACCUAAAAUUAAGUCAACAUAAGAAUGUGAUUAAUUUGGAAUAGUUAGUUUAGAAGCAAAAUAAUGAUUAAUAUGGGAGUUCCUUUUUUUUUUUCCUGUAACUUUCUUUUUGGGAUUUAAUUAGAAUAAUAAUAUCUUCACUAAUUGUAUAUAGAAGGUUGAUUAGGAGGGACCCAUCUAAGAUUUGCAAAAAGGUUUGAUUUUUUUUUUUCUUUUUAAAUUCUAAUCUCAUGAUUACAAAGGGAAUGAUGUAUCUCUUUUUAUAUACUCCAUAUUGACUUUUGAGAGUUUUC